UGCAAAUAAUUGCAUGCCAGUGUGCAUUGGCUCAUUUUAGUUACACUCGAAGUAGAUUGGCCUCUCUAGCGAGAUUCCUAUUCGUUGGUCUGUCUGAAGUACUUCAUACAUGACCGACUGAAUGGGAACAAUGAUUAGGAUAUAUAGCAAAAUUUGGAUUGGUGCAUGUUGAUCCAGAAUUUGCUUCAUCUGAAGUCCUUGCAGGGGUUGGUGUCAUCUCUUCACGUCUUCAUAAGCUGCUGUUCAUAACAUUAAGCAAAGAUAGUCGUGUGCAUUUCAUCUGAUAUAAUUGGAGUAAAAGGAUAUGAGAUGAAUUAUGUGAAUGCUUGGCAAAAGAAAUGGUUUUUAAUCUAUAUUUAAACUGGGAGAGUGUCUGAGCCCCAAACAUUAUCAGGAAGGCUAUUCCAGAGUUUAGGAGCCAAAUGUGAAAAUGCUUUCCCUCCUUUAGAAGACUUUGAUAUCCUAGGUAAUACUAGAAGCCCAGAGUUUCGUGAUCUUAAAAUGCAUGAUGGAUUGUAGGGCAAUCGAAGAUCAGUUAAAUGCACAGGAACUAAACCAUUUUGGGUCUUUUUAUAACAUAUGAAAUAUGAUUUUAGAAAGACAAGUUGCUGUCUAUGAUGAGGCCUGAAUCCUGACUGAUUUUUUUUUUUUUUUUUUUUUUUUUUUUUUGCAAGAACGAGCACAAUUGGUCUGACACAACUUUUUGUAGUAUUUAAGACAUAAAAUAAAAAUUUGAAAUGGGUCUAUAAUUUGCUAAUUUAUUUGGAUCUAAUUGUGGUUUCUUAAUAAAAGGCUUAAUGACUGCCAGCUUGAACAGUCUUGGGACAUGACCUAGAGAUAAAGGCGAGUUAAUAAUAUUGAGAAGAGGCAACAGGUAACAAGUCUUUCAGUAGUUUAGUGGGUAUUGGAUCUAAUAAACAUGUUGUUGGUUUAGACGCAAUGAUAAGUUUAUUUAGCUCGUCCUGUCCUAUAGUUGUAAAGCACUGCAAUUGUUCUUGAGGGACGAUAAAUGAGGCUGAAUCAUAAAACACUGACAAAGGUUGUACAUUUACAAUUGUAUUUCUGAUGCUUUUGAUUUUUUAUUUAUUUAUUUUUUUCAGUGAAGAAAUUCAUAAAGCCAAUACUAUUAAAGUGUAAUGGAAUUUUUAGUUCAGGUUAUGUCUGUUUAUUUUUUAAUCUAGCCACUGUAUUAAACAAGGAUUGGAUUGAACUAAACCUUGGAUUGUUUUGGUUAUUAUCUAUGAGUUUGUGGAUAUGCUUGGCCCUGGCUACUUUUAGAGCCUUUUUAUAACGGGAAGUGUUGUCUUUCCAUGCAAUUCUGAAGACCUCGAAACAAGUUUAGCUUUAAAACUAUGUCAGUCUUUUUUGACUGACUUUGCAUUUGAGUUUGUAAUAAAAAAUUUGAAUAGGUAAAUGAUAACUGAAUAAUAACAGAAUUUUAGAAUCAGAAUCGAAUAUUUAUAAUCUGUUUAUCUGUCUGUCUUUCUGUCUAUCUAUCCCUUUCUAGUGUAGGUCUGAGCAGCGUGUAAAUGAGUUCAUCAUAUUCAUUCACAAUAUUCACAUUAUACCAGGGCUGAAAAUGACUGUGGCUGUGAGUUUUUUGCAAACUCGUUACUGUAGGUUUAACAUUUCUAACUACUUACAUCUCACUUUCUGACUGCUCGGUUCUGUAACAGUAAUGCCCACUUUUUUUUGUUUGUUUGUUUGUUUGGCCAUCUCAGUCAUUUUGACAUUGACCACCACUGUUUGACCUCUGAUCAGCUCAGAUGAGAAAGUCUGUUAUUGGCAUUGUGCAAUAUCUUUGCAGCACUAACGUACAGUUAUUAUUAGGUAAUUAUUUCAUCAUUAUUAUACACGGCCAAGUGUACCAGAGUAUCAUAAUAUUUUAAACCCUUUUGGAGUCCACAGUGUAAAUGCAUACAUAUAAUCAUAUCAUCAGUCAAAUAUUUGCAGUACUAUGUUUGUUAGUUUCUGAUAUAUCAUGAUGGUCUAAUGAUAAAUGAUGAGAAAUUAGUGAUCAGUUUAAAAAUUUCAAGCCAAGUCAAAUUUAUUUGUAUAGCACCUUUCACAAUACAUGUUGUUUCAAAACAGAAAUCAUCAAGUGUCACAUGAUGGCAGAGAACAGUGAUAUCAUUGUGUCAGAAAAGAAGAGACAGAGCAAAGACUCUAUUUUAGACUUCAGUUCUGGUGAGGACACAUCAAUGCCAAUAAAAGAUGCCAGAUUGUCAGAAGACUCAUGUUUAAGAUCUGAAUGUGAGAAUAUAAAUGAAAACCAAAGACAGGAGAUAUACAGUGCAGGAAAUGAUGAGGGAACAUCUGAUAUGUUACCUGGAAAGAAGAACUCCAUCAGCUCUAUCAAUUCAACUGACUCAGGAUAUAUUCAAGAAAAGGCUCAGGCCAUUUGCUUUAACUUCGAAUAAGACCAGCAGCAUGGACACAAGCCAUGCACCCCUAAAUUUGACUGGCCACUCCAGGUGCCAGCCCAAAUAUCCGUAUGGUUCGUGAUUCAGUCAGAAUUAUUCAGACAGAUAUCACUCACACUCAUUCUGAACUUUUUCUCAUUCAGUAAACAGUAACGGGGUACUUUCAGGUGGUUAGAUUUCUUUUUCUCUAGCUUUGAGUUCAGAUAAUUUCUCUGCAGAUAAGUUUAUGUAGCUACAUUUUUUUUAGUAACACCGUCCUAGACCUGGGUUAGAGAGGAACCACCCAUCAACAUUUCAUCAUCUGACAGACAUAAGUCAAUAACAUCAUCUGAACCAUUUCACAUUAAACACUUAAUUUUGAUGAACUGUGAGGAAAAUGUAUGCAUGCAGGAAAUGUAUGCAUGGGAUAUACUUAUAGGCUAUUUAGAUUCAAAGACUUAUUUAAAAAAAAAAAAAAGUUAGGGACAGGUUUGGUGGAAUGGGUAGAUUUAAGGGUGGGUUAAGGUGUAAGGGAUGGGUCAACAGUGUAACUAUAUAUGUAAUUAC
Molecule: messenger RNA, 2969 nt
Organism: Megalobrama amblycephala (Wuchang bream)
Lineage: Eukaryota; Metazoa; Chordata; Actinopteri; Cypriniformes; Xenocyprididae
Exons: 4
Coding region: 2109-2420 (103 amino acids)
Source: RefSeq, a predicted model, not a curated record